This is a messenger RNA of Kickxella alabastrina, 825 nucleotides long. RefSeq lists its product as uncharacterized. Lineage: Eukaryota; Fungi; Kickxellomycota; Kickxellomycetes; Kickxellales; Kickxellaceae. Bases 153 to 524 code for a protein of 123 amino acids. The transcript has a single exon. The record is from RefSeq and is a predicted model, not a curated record.
AGCACGAGCACGAGCACAAGCACCAGCACUCGCAUGCAGACACAGAAGCAAAAACGUGGUUUCAAGGCCACAUUUUUCCAGUCAACGGUCCUACUAGGCAGUACGCGCUGCUAGGUGUCCCUGCACAAAACCCGCCGCAUAUCCACGGCUGCAUGGUGUCUGAUCACGACACACCCAUGUAUUACGAUGUCUACGUGUCCGAAUACACCAAUGAUAGCAAUUAUAAGGUCGUUUUUUGCGCUAUGAACGUUGAGCGCAAUGGUGGAUCAGGAGAUGCCGUUGAACUUAACAUGGAAAGCAGCAGCGCGAUGGCGCCGACCAAUACUGCUGUUCAUUCGACAGCGCAGGCAAUAAAGACGCUGAGGCUGUCAACGACAAAGAUGUUAACUGGCAACCAGGCUCGGCAGCACCUGACAAAGUACGCGCCCGACGCCUUGGCAAAGUACGACGCGGUUGGAGCAACGAGCAAUAUUGAAAACAAAGAAAUUGUUGUGUGCAUGGGCGGGGUCGCCAUGUUCUUUUAGGCAAGUGCAGCACAAUGGUUAAAGCAAUUGCAAUUCUUUUGUUUUAUCGAGCCCUUGUGGUUUAUUUAAUAACAUUGGCCAAAAAUGAUAAAGCCGAAGUAGACUGCCUGAUAUGCAAGUGUACAUAAAAAUAUGUGAACAGAAGCGGAGCAUUAAUGACCAAAAAACGGGGACCAUGGUUUUCGACCUCUCAUUUUCAUAAUGCUAUGUGCAGUUGAUACAAACCAUAGUACUUUGGCAAAUGAAAAGCGUUUGUAUUUAAAUACAAUUGGCAACAUUAAUUUAUGCAUGUUUGCUCUGC